Molecule: messenger RNA, 1554 nt
Organism: [Candida] anglica
Lineage: Eukaryota; Fungi; Ascomycota; Pichiomycetes; Serinales; Debaryomycetaceae
Source: the annotation of a GenBank genome assembly
AUUAUCUAAGGCACUAUUUCAUUAUGAAAGUGGUAAAUCUUUUUCUACAAGUUGAACAAAACUUGUUUAGUUCUUUGAUCUAUACAAUCACUAAAAAUUAAAAAGAUGGCUAGUAGACCUUUAGAGUAUGCUCAAGAGUUUGUUGAAUACGUGAAUGCCUCUCCAACUCCAUACCAUGCUGUGAAGAACGUAAAGGAGUACUUGACGAAGGCGGGGUUUGUUGAACUUAGAGAAACUGAUAACUGGAAAGAUACUCAAUUUAAGGAUGAAAAUAAGUUCUUCGUAACUAGAAAUGGAUCAUCAUUAAUCGCAUUCACCAUUGGUGAAAAAUAUGAGAAUGGUAAUGGAAUUGCUGUUGUGGGAGCUCAUACUGACUCGCCAUGUCUUAGAAUUAAGCCAAUUUCCAAGAAAACUUCUGAAGGAUUUAUUCAAGUUGGUGUAGAACAAUAUGGUGGGCUAAUUGCACACUCUUGGUUCGAUAGAGAUCUCUCCAUUGCUGGAAGAGUGUAUGUCACUGACGCUGAAGGUAAUUAUGUACCAAAACUUAUCAAAAUUGAUAAGCCACUUUUAAGAAUCCCAACUCUUGCCAUUCAUCUUGAUAGAAAUGUAAGAGAAAGUUUUGAAUUUAAUAAGGAAACUAAAUUGGUACCAAUUGCUGGACAAAUUGAAUUGGAUGCAAAUGAGCAGAAGGAAUCAAAGAAGAAAACAAGCUGUGCAGAUGAUCCUGCUCUUCAACUUUCUCCUGAUCAAUUUGAAUCUGUUCAAUCCAUUAUUACUAGACAUAACCAUUCUCUUGUUGAGUUAAUCGCCAAAGAAUGUGGUGUUGAGCUGAAACAAAUUGAAGAUUUUGAAUUGGUAUUAUUUGAUCAUCAGAAGUCAAUUAUUGGUGGAUUAAAUGAUGAAUUCAUUUUCUCUCCUCGUUUAGAUAAUCUUACUUCAUGUUUCUGUGCUGCUAAGGGUAUAAUUGAAUCAGUAAAGAAUAUCAAAAGUCAAUCUAAUAUUCAAUUGAUUUCCCUCUUUGAUCAUGAAGAAAUUGGAUCAGUGUCCGCUCAAGGUGCUGAUUCUACCUUCUUACCAGAUGUAAUCCAUAGAUUGGUUCAAGGGUUAUCUGAUGGUGGAGAUUACUUCCAACAAGUUAUGGCUAAUUCCUUCUUAUUGUCGUCUGAUAUGGCACAUGGUGUUCAUCCAAAUUAUAGUGAAAAGUAUGAAGCCCAAAAUAGACCACAUGUUAACAAGGGGCCAGUCAUUAAGAUCAAUGCAAACCAAAGAUAUGCCACCAAUUCUCCUGGUAUAGUCUUAAUCAAGAAGUGUGCUACAUUAGCUAAAGUUCCAUUACAAUUAUUCGUUGUUCGUAAUGACUCUCCAUGUGGAUCUACCAUUGGACCUAUUUUAUCUGCCAAGUUGGGUAUUAGAACCUUAGAUUUAGGUAAUCCUCAAUUAUCAAUGCAUUCCAUUAGAGAAACUGGUGGUACUUAUGAUGUUGUUAAAUUAUGUGACUUAUUUGAAUCAUUUUUCAAUAAUUACUCUGAAGUUAGUGGUAAAAUUCAUUUAUAG